Stegodyphus dumicola is the source of this 3926-nucleotide messenger RNA. RefSeq lists its product as uncharacterized. The record is from RefSeq and is a predicted model, not a curated record. NCBI's taxonomy places the organism in Eukaryota, Metazoa, Arthropoda, Arachnida, Araneae, Eresidae.
UCUCUUUACAGCUGUUCUAGUCACUUUGACUAUGUUUGAUGUAACGUGAAAUAACAAAGCAACUCAUGCUAAGUCUGAUGGAAUUUGUAACUGCAUCAGACUCAUAAUGAAAACUAAACAGAAGUAAAGUCUUUGAAAGUAUGCAAGAUGGCUUUACUCAAAUCUUGUUGUUGCUGGAAAUCGGUGAGAAGUGGAAGUUUUGCAAGCGGCAUUUACACCAUGACAUUCUACAUCGUGGUGGUAACUGCCGGUUCAUUUCAUCUCCACACCCUAUUUAAUAUACCAGUACCGCUGCCAGUUCUAAUAACCUUCAGUAUUUUAAUGGUGGCUUUCGCAGCAUUGUCUGUGUUAUCUUCGAUACUGCUUAUUAUUGGACUCUGCACGAAUAACAAGAUACUUUUAAUACCAUGGAUUCUCAGUAUCCCCAUGACAACAAUUCUUGACAUCAUACUGUCGCUUUAUCUUAUCACUGAUACGGAAGCUGAUCCCUUCUUUUGCGUUCUUAUAGCAACGGAUAUCAUUAUUUCUGCUCUGAAUGUAUAUUGCGUUCUUUGCGUGACUUCUCAAUACCAAGAGUAUUCAACUGCCCAAGGAAGACCCAGGCAAAUCAUGGUGGAAGAUGGUCUACCAGCUAUCCAGUUUGAACCAGCUUCAUCAAAUAAACAAGGAGCUGCUAAUCUACUUCCAACUCCGAAAGUUUCUGUCAGUGUCAUUCAAAAUGUCGAGUCUCCGGAUAGCCAACGCCCUCUCUUAACUUCGGAAGGAUCAUCCACCGGUCGGGCAUUUGGAUCUGCUAAUUUGAAUACUUCGUCACCAACUGCCCUUAUGCUUAGUCGUUCCAGUUUUUCAUCCACAAGCGAAAUAUCAUUCUGCUCUUCUGAUACACUGCCUGGUAGCAGGAGGGGAUCUGUUCUACCACUUCAAGAUAUUCCAAGGGGAGGGCUUUCACCAGUGGGAGAAGUUAGCACUUUGCCCUCUCUACCGGAUGAAUCAUCAGGAGAAGCUAAAGACGAUUCUGACUGCCUGGAUGUGAAUUCCACUGUAAUCGAAAUACAUACUGCAACUCCUCCAUUAGCACACGCUACACCAGGUCUUUCAAGAUUUCGUGUUCCUGGAUUUCUUCCUUCGAUUAUUUUGCGACAAAUACCGGCUAAGAUUGGCAAGAUAGAAACAACUGACCCAGAGGUGAAGCCAAUAAAAUCCGAAGAUGGUGUUCCCCAGACCGAAGAUCCAGUAUACACUGUAUGAUGGAUGUAUUUUGUGGAAAUUAUGUUUGCUUUUUACCCCAUUCCAGGAUUUGUAUACAAUGAGCUAUUUGUAUUCUUUGUAUCCCCCAAGUGUUCGUGUUUUGUAUACGAUAUUUGACUUGUUCGCACUGCAUCUCAGUGUCAGCACAACUGUUUUGUGUGUAUCAGUAUAUGCAUCUAUGUUGGUCUACAUACAUAUAUACAUAUAUAGAUAGUAUAAAGAAGACGAAAAAGCUCUCUUAGCAUUUUUGAAGCUUCGGUUUAGAUAAAUAUGAAUUUAUAUCCAUGUUAUUCUAUAUUCGAUACUUGUGUGUAAAAUGUGAUAAAAACAAUGCACUCUUCCUGUUUAGAAUUUCAUAGUAACUUGUUCGUGUAGUAGUAUUAAGUAGAAAAUUUGAAAGGCUUUGCCUUGAACACGAAAUACCUCAGAUUGUUAUGCUAGUCUUAUCAAGGUAUACUGACGUGUACUACUGGUUACCUUAUAGGUAAUCAGAUUAUAUUCAUUACAAAUGAAGGAAUGGAAUAUAUCGGGUUACACUGAGAACUCAAGCAAUGGUGUUUGGUAAGAAUUACCUUGAGAGUUAUUAAACGCAUUAAGGGAAUAGAGCAUUCGUAUUUAUUUCAAGCGAUUUCAUUGAAUUACAACCAUUUAUUUCCUGUAUUUAAUCAUUGCACUUCACUUCUCUUAUUUAUUCUCAUAAUCAUGUAGUAUUACAGUUGUUCACAUUGCUUUCAAAUGCUGUGAACGUUUUAUGAAAAUAUCUCCACAAUAUGUGAUUAUGAAAUUUUGAUGAAGGAUGUUUAAAGUGAACCUCUAAUGUCAGCUAUUUUAGUUAAUAGGCAACGUUAUUAUUUGUUUACCUGCAUUCAUUGACCAUGUCAAAGACAGAGUAAUAAAACGGUACUGUUUAGAAUAUAAAUGGAACCCCCAGAAUCAAUUUUCUAAAUUACUGGUAUGUGAAUGAACGCAGCCAGUUAUUGAGAAAGGAGAUGCAUCGGGUAAUUAGAAUUCCUAUGAAAAGCUCGAUAUUGAAAUACAACAUACGCUUACCAAAGUGAAGUAGCAAAACAGCCAUUAGUGAGAAGAAUCUAUAAUACAUUUGGAGCCUCUGAUUCUAUUUCACAAUGUCAGAACUGUUAAGUUAAUUGUUCUAAAGCUGCAGCUGGAUAUAAUACUGCAUAAAAUUUAGAACUUUUAUAAUGCAUCCAUUCAAUUAUUUAUUUUUUCCUUCUACUAUGAAAGAAUAUAAGAAUAUUUUCUAGUGCAUUUACACAUGCAUGAAAAAUUGUCUAGUUAAAACAAAGUUUUGUUUAACACAAAUUAAAAUUUAUGAGAUAAAUUACUGAUUUGAAUUAUUCACUUAUCAAAAGUGCUCUAAUUUUUUUUCACAGAGUUUAUCGAAGUUUAAAAACAUUUUUAGGUUUGUAUACAGUUUUAAAACAAAAUUAUCAUUAAUAUGGGAUAAUCAUAUGAAAGGAUAAGCUUACCAAAUCUGUGUAAUUUAAGCUAUAUUAAAAGGAAGCUUUUGAAUUUUGCUAUUAAGCCGAUAUAUCUAAAGCUACUAAACUUUUAUGACCUAAAACAAUAAUAAUCAACAUGUCCAAUUAUUGUAAACUUACAUCAUUUGAAUGAAUUUCUCUUUCUUGAAUUCGCAUACAGGUAAUAUUCAUGGUUAAUUUUUACUAUAAGUAAUAUUCAUUAUUUCUUUCUCAUUGAUGUGAUUUCUUGCACUGCUUAUUUACGAAUAAAAGCCUUCACUAAAAGGGAAGAAUAUAAUUUAUUUAGAUUUCUAAAUUCUAUCGGGACUAGCGACACAUUGUACGCUGAAGUUAUUAGUUCAUUUCUAUCUACAAUUAAAAAUGUUAAUGGUAUUUAUAGUUUAAAGGUAUUAUACGACGUUUUGUGAAUUCUAAAAUUGUUAAUUAAUUGAACUUGCAUAAGCUUCUGAACAGUAUUUAGAUUAAAAGACAAAAUAUUUGUUGAACAGAUCGAUAAAUUAUGUGUCAAAGAAGUAUUUCUUCGAUUCUGCCUUUCUCUAAGCUCUUUAAUCAUCAUACAUUGAUAUCUUUUCUUUAAGAAGGAUUAACUAGCAAGUAAUGAUGAUACAUUUGCAAAUAAACCACAUUUAAUGAAUUCCUAAUACAUCAACAUAUAUAUACCACUGAUAAUGAAGGUGAAUUUAUCUUAUCGUUUAGAAAAUUAAGCAGUUUGUAUGCUAUGCAAGCUUGACAAUUUUUCUGGAAAUUUUACGUUUCCUUACAAACGUCAUUAAUGAAUCAUUAGAGGUAGUUUGAUUUUCAAGCAAAUCAUCCUUAACGAAUUCCUAUUAAAUUAAUGUACAUAUCACUCAUAAAGAUGAAUAGUUUAGGUUAGAAUUUAGAAUUACGUGUAUUAUGUAUGCGUUAUUGCAUUUUUAUUUCAUGUAUAAUAUCCUUUAUCAGUGAGAGUAAGUAUGGUAUAAAGAGUUAAAUUUACUCAAAGUACACGAAAAGAGAUUCUGGUACAAGGGCAGUCAAAAAGCUAAAAUAAUUUUAGUAUAAAAAUUGAAAAGAUUGAACCUGUGCGAGUAACUUUUGGCAUAAGGCAAGUUUUUCAAAUAAAAUAUAAUUUUUUAAAUAAAAGUGAUAUAUUAUAAGAGUAUUAUUUUUAAAUUAUGAAAAUGUUAGUUUAGGCUUAGC